Fusarium poae is the source of this 237-nucleotide messenger RNA. RefSeq lists its product as uncharacterized. The coding region runs from base 1 to 237 and encodes 78 amino acids. Lineage: Eukaryota; Fungi; Ascomycota; Sordariomycetes; Hypocreales; Nectriaceae. The record is from RefSeq and is a predicted model, not a curated record. The transcript has 3 exons.
AUGCCUGAGAACUACGAGGUAAACAGCUCCGGCACCAACAGCCAGGGAAACCACUACUGCUCCCGUGACUACGGCUCCAGCGCUUCCAACUCGAACUCCUACCACUACUCCAACACGGAUGGCUCCUACUAUUACUCCAACCCCAACGGGAGCACCUACCACAACAAUGGACAGGGUGGCUCAACCUACACGGCGCCCAACGGCAACUCUUACUCAUCUGGCUCUGGAAAGAAAUAA